Molecule: messenger RNA, 591 nt
Organism: Acromyrmex echinatior (Panamanian leafcutter ant)
Lineage: Eukaryota; Metazoa; Arthropoda; Insecta; Hymenoptera; Formicidae
Gene: RpS18
Product: ribosomal protein S18
Biological process (GO): translation
Cellular component (GO): ribosome; cytosol; small ribosomal subunit
Molecular function (GO): RNA binding; structural constituent of ribosome
Source: RefSeq, a predicted model, not a curated record
GGCAUGGCGGUCGCUUCCGGUUUUAUGAAUCUCCAUUCCUAUCCUAUUUCCGUCUUUUGGUGUCAAGCUACACGGCAAGAUGUCGCUCGUAAUUCCUGAGAAGUUCCAGCACAUUCUUCGUGUCAUGGGCACGAACAUCGACGGCAACAGGAAAGUCAUGUUUGCUAUGACCGCGAUCAAAGGUGUUGGUCGGCGUUAUGCCAACAUCGUCUUGAAGAAGGCAGACAUUGACUUGGACAAGCGAGCUGGAGAAUGCUCGGAGGAAGAAGUUGAAAAAAUUGUCACCAUUAUGGCUAAUCCCAGGCAAUACAAAAUUCCCGAUUGGUUCCUUAAUAGACAGAAGGAUAUCGUCGAUGGAAAGUACUCGCAGCUCACGAGUGCCAACUUAGACUCUAAGCUCCGUGAGGACUUGGAAAGGAUGAAGAAAAUCCGUGCUCACAGAGGGCUGCGUCACUACUGGGGUCUCCGUGUACGUGGUCAGCACACCAAGACUACAGGUCGUCGUGGACGCACGGUCGGUGUGUCGAAAAAGAAGUAAACUUAUAUAUAUAUAUAUUAUGUAUUAUUAAUAAUAAAUCUUUAAACGGUAAA